CACAUGUAUCCUCAUAUUUCUUCACAAAAACAAAUAACAUGAUCAUCUCCCUGCCUGACUUUCUGUUGACUUGACUGGUGUGCAAUUCAAGUUUGAAAAGCAUAGUUUCAGGUCAAAGGAACAAGGCACUUGUGGCGGAAAAUGACCCGUUAUUUUUGCAAUACUUAAUACAGCCGUGGCACGACAGGCGCGGUGCAGCCGGCAGGCGUGUCUAGUGUAGUAUCAGUCGUACGGUAAUAAAGCGGUAUCAUUUUUUAUUUUUACAUUAAUUUUCAAGUUCAAGACCCCCAAAUUACAAAUCAAAUUAAGCACUUAAGAAGAAGAACGUACAAAAAGCCCACUAUAAUAUUUUUUGCAGAUUUAACAUAGACGCACAUAAUUUCUAAAAAAAGAAAAAAAAUCUCUCCCCCACCGGGUUCGACGUUGCAGACGAGAACAUUAUAGUCGAAACUCCUUUUUUUAAAGGUCUUAUGUGCAUGUGUAUUUCUUCGAUCCCAAGAAGUAGUACAUUAUGCUUACCGUUUCUACGGUUCAGGAAAAUUCCCCUGAUGUUAUCCUCGGAUUCGCACGCGUUUUGGUUGUGGUUUAUUUUCUCGUUGUUUCAUCUCGAGCAACGUGCGAUGGUAGGGAGACGAGUAACCUUAUUUACUAGCUUCGCGCACAAGGAAGAACCGCAAGAAAACAAAAUCCGUGAAGAUAUUAUAGGGAAUGCGAUCUAGUAGAAGCGUGCUGUGCGACUUUUUUUGUGCUUUUACAUGGCAUUCAUAUUUUUGUGCUCAGAUGAGGAUAAAAACAAUAAACGUUUAAAGCACGACUCACUCGCCGAAAAUAGUAAGUGGAAAGACUAAGACACCAAGGUAAGUAAUAUUUGAGGAAGUGGCGAACUACAUUCUUACCAGGAGCCGCACCACGACCGAAGUACUUAUACAAUAUUAUUACCGCGUACUAAUUAUGGAAUGUGGAGGUGGUGUAGUCACUGCACUAAAUUCUGCUUCACUGAGUAUGAAAUUUUUUAUCUGAGCAUGACUAUAUUUAACAAGCCCGCGGCAAGUCGAGCGACGUCGAAUCUACUUAUUAUGAAAAUGAAAAAAAUUAUCAAUGCAUUCCCCCCGAAUCGAAGAAAAGGAAAAAAU
Molecule: messenger RNA, 1133 nt
Organism: Amoebophrya sp. A120
Lineage: Eukaryota; Dinophyceae; Syndiniales; Amoebophryaceae
Source: the annotation of a GenBank genome assembly